GCAGUAACGCCAUUAGCACGCGACAGUAGCGAGAGUAUAAAAGAGCAGACGACACAUUAGGAAGGAAGAUCUAAGCAUGACAGGCGGAGAAGGAUUUAACGUGAUUGUAUGAAUAUAGCAUAUGUAUAUGGAGGUGAUAUUUUUGUGGUGACAUUGUGAACGCUUGAAGAAUAGAGUGACUGUGAUACGGGACCGAACCAAGAAUGGGGAACGCGUCAUCGAUUGAACCCUCCAAGACAGUUUAUCUUGACAUUAAUGGAAAAGAGGAGAAGAUCGUGUUCAGCCGACAUUGCAGUGCACGUGACAUCCAGGAACUCAUAGCACAGACAGCGGGAGUAACCAACAACGCUACAAUCACCAUCAAAGACAUAAAUGGAGCCCACAUUUCAGUGUCGUCAGCUAUGCCGUCCAAUACAGCAACGAGCUCGUACAAAGUAACGAUCAAAGAGCCGCAGGUUCAACAGAAUGGUGAAACAGAACUGUUCCAGACGGUUCUAGCUACGGUGGCGGAGCAACUCAACAGGGUCUUCCGGAUGGAGGAGCUGAAGACGGAGCUAAACCAGCGACUCAACGUCAUCGAGAAACGCAUGGAAAUAGUGGAGGGACUUAAAGCCGUGGAGAUUGAGAAGUGCAAGCGGGACAUCUCCGACAUCAAGGAUCAGAUUUGGAACGCACAGAAGAAGUAUGUUGACUUGAACAAAAUGAGCGAGGUGCCUCCGACAGACAAGAACUUGUCCAGAGCCAAAUCGCCUCCGAUGUAUGAGAAGUACACGCUUUCCCAAGAGACAGUGGAUUACCUGAAACAGCCGACCUUCGACAUGUGGCACUGGGAGCCUAACGAAAUGCUGAGUCUGCUGGAACAUAUGUACCACGAGCUGGGCCUGGUGAAGGAGUUCAGCAUUAACCCGAUUACUCUGAAGAGAUGGCUGCUGUGCGUACAAGAGAACUAUCGGAACAACCCCUUCCACAACUUCCGCCACUGCUUCUGCGUAUCUCAGAUGAUGUACGGGAUGAUACAGCUGUGCCGAUUGUGGGAUCACAUGGCCAGGGAAGAUCUGGGCAUCCUCCUCACCGCCGCAGUUUGCCACGAUUUAGACCACCCCGGAUACAACAACACAUAUCAAAUCAACGCCCGUACCGAAUUGGCCAUCAGAUACAAUGAUAUCUCCCCCCUUGAGAACCAUCACUGUGCCGUCGCCUUCCAGAUACUCUCCAACCCAGAGUGUAACAUCUUCGCUAAUGUGGACAAGGACACGUUUAAGAGGAUACGGGCGGGAAUCACGAUGCUCAUUCUGGCAACAGACAUGGCGCGACACGCAGAGAUAAUGGAGAGCUUCAAGGAGAAGCUGGCGCAAGGGUUCGACUACAAGCAGAAGGAUAACCUUGACACGCUAAAGAUGGUGCUCAUUAAGUGCUGUGAUAUAUCCAAUGAGGUCCGGCCUAUGGAGGUGUCGGAGCCCUGGGUGGACUGCCUUCUGGAGGAGUAUUUCAACCAGUCUGACCGAGAGAAGAUGGAGGGACUUCCGGUGGCGCCUUUCAUGGACCGGGAUAAGGUCACCAAACCAACUGCACAGAUCGGCUUCAUCAAGUUCGUCCUGAUUCCAAUGUUUGAAACGGUUUCCAAGUUGUUCAUCGCCAUCAAUGACGUCAUGGUGAUGCCCCUGAAGAACGCUAAGGACAGAUACGAGGCGAUGAAGUCUGCUGAGGAUGCUCAGAAGGAGUUUGUUGCAGAAGAGUUAGCAAAACCCGCACCUAAAACAACCCGUCAGACGUCCUCAUCUCUAGUCAGUCGAGCUCACCUGAACGUGCCUCUACGUCGUGUCACGUGACGUCUUGUCACCUUGCUCUGCCGUCAAGGACGUAUCAGCGGGACUUAGAAUCAGCAAGGAUGUAUUUGCGAACUGGUUUGCAGGGGAGGUUUGAUGCACGGUCGAACUAGCACUUCGAACUUCGAGACAACCAGAGAUAAUUAUGUAUUCAAGUCUGUAAUAAUUUCUGAAUAUUUUUUCCGUCUUUUUUAAAAUCCGGGGCGGUCGGGUAGCCUAUUGGUUAAAGCGUUUGCUCGUCACGCCGAAGACCCGGGUUCGAUUCCCGACAUGGGUACAGUGUGUGAAACCCAUUUCUGGUGUCCCCCGCCGUGAUAUUGCUGGAACAUUGCUGACAGAGGCGAAAAACCAUACUCAUUUCUAAAAUCCACUAUCCACAUUUGUUUUAUUUUUUUAUGACCCCCAUUCAUGUUUUCUUUAACACUUGACACACCGAAUCAUACAAAUCUCAAACGAACGUAAAACGAAAAAAACUAAUCAGGCAUCUUUAAAUUCAAUUGACUCAGGUCACCUCGAAGUGAGAUGUUUCGAAACAAAGGCGACGGCGGGAGUGAAAUGAACAAGCUCAAUUCCGAUGGAAGAUGGUCGACUGUAUAAAUAAAUAUUAAGCAUUUAUGGUCGGGUCGCGUGCUGUAAAGAGCCCCAUUUUAAAGCCAAACUUAACACUGGUACCAGUUCGCAAGUGCAUGUAACGACGUUGUAACUCAUUCCACGUCCACACCGACGUACCACAUAUCAUUAAUGCUGGACCCGGCGAUAUAUAUAUAUAUAUAUAUAUAUAUCCCGACCAUUUGGUAUACCUCAAGCUGGGUAUUUGGCUUGUUUUUGUUUUAAAUAUUUGUUCCUGAAGAUAUUUUGCCUUUAAUGUUGACCUCAAACAGUUACCAAAAGAAUUUUUUUUUUAUAAUUCCAGGUCCCCCUUUUAGACAUUUAACCGCCAGUCCUUAACCAAAUUGUGAAGUUAAAAGCUGUUUCGUGAAAUCUUAAGAUAUGAUUUUGGGAAGACGAUGACGGAAUAGAAUAUUGACCAUUUUUUAUGUCCAAGCCAUUGCCAAUUCUAGGCUGGCAAUCCCCAAAUCAACUAUUAUGCCCGGCAAAAGGAAGUAUACAAUAGUGAGAGAGUUUGUUUGUUUGUUUGCUUGUUUGUUGUUUACCGCCGUGGUCAGCAAUAUUCCAGCUAUAUAACGGCGGUCUGUAAAUAAUCGAGUCUGGACCAGACAAUCCACUGAUUGUCAUCA
This is a messenger RNA of Haliotis rufescens (red abalone), 3064 nucleotides long. RefSeq names its product high affinity cGMP-specific 3',5'-cyclic phosphodiesterase 9A-like. Gene Ontology annotation, molecular function: 3',5'-cyclic-GMP phosphodiesterase activity. The record is from RefSeq and is a predicted model, not a curated record. The coding region runs from base 204 to 1829 and encodes 541 amino acids. The transcript has 17 exons. NCBI's taxonomy places the organism in Eukaryota, Metazoa, Mollusca, Gastropoda, Lepetellida, Haliotidae. Gene Ontology annotation, biological process: cGMP catabolic process.